Messenger RNA from Triplophysa rosa, 3337 nucleotides. It is a transcript of the gene slc6a2, whose product is annotated as solute carrier family 6 member 2. The record is from RefSeq and is a predicted model, not a curated record. Bases 271 to 2148 code for a protein of 625 amino acids. Gene Ontology annotation, biological process: sodium ion transmembrane transport; dopamine uptake involved in synaptic transmission. The transcript is spliced from 15 exons. NCBI's taxonomy places the organism in Eukaryota, Metazoa, Chordata, Actinopteri, Cypriniformes, Nemacheilidae. Gene Ontology annotation, cellular component: neuron projection; presynaptic membrane; neuronal cell body membrane. Gene Ontology annotation, molecular function: dopamine:sodium symporter activity; norepinephrine:sodium symporter activity.
GGGAGAGUAAAACUCUAUGAGGAGAGGCAGUCUCUCAUUUUCCAACCCAACAUUUUCUGGAUCGAGCGGGAGGGACGGAUUAUGGAGGGACCCCUCAGAUUGACAACUGAUGAAAUCUACAUCUCACUGCUGCUGUAGCGUUUCCUAUUCAUCACCAUCAUCAUCAUCACCAGCAGCAGCAGCAUCAUCAGCAUCAUCAUCGUCAGUGCGAGCGGCGCGCGCUUCACCUUCUCCACAUUCUCGGGGCCACGAGAGCGCAAGGGCGCAAAGAUGAACAUCCCGGUCCUGUCCGAGAACAAGCUGUCCGCGGUGGCCCCGUUAAAACAGUUGAACGUGGAGAAGAAGGAAGUGGAGCUCAUCCUGGUGAAGGAGCAGAACGGGGUCCAGUACACGAAUUCCUCUAUAGUGGCCUCUCCGAGCUCUCGCGGCUGCACCUCCGGAUCCGCGGAUGAUGAAGAGCGAGAGACAUGGGGCAAGAAACUGGACUUUCUGCUUUCGGUCAUAGGCUUUGCCGUGGACCUGGCAAAUGUGUGGAGGUUCCCCUACCUGUGUUACAAAAACGGAGGAGGUGCCUUUCUGAUCCCAUACAUUCUGUUCCUGUUCAUUGCUGGGAUGCCACUAUUUUACAUGGAACUAGCCCUGGGUCAAUAUAACAGAGAGGGAGCAGCUACUGUUUGGAAAAUCUGCCCUGUAUUUAAAGGUGUUGGCUACACGGUGAUCAUCAUAGCUUUGUAUGUGGGGUUUUACUACAACGUCAUCAUAGCUUGGUCGUUGUAUUACUUAUUUGCCUCGUUGACGAAUGAGCUGCCCUGGCUCAAAUGUGGCAACACGUGGAACAGCCCCAACUGCACAGAUCCACAUCUCAUUAAUGGCUCCUUCUUGGCUAAUGGAACCAGCUACGCCAAGUACAAGAACACACCUGCCGCAGAGUUCUACGAGCGCGGGGUGCUGCACAUCCACGAGAGUAAAGGCAUCCAUGACCUGGGUCUUCCUCGCUGGGACCUCACCCUCUGCCUCGUUGUGGUUGUCUUCAUCCUCUACUUCAGCUUGUGGAAGGGGGUCAAAUCAUCGGGAAAGGUGGUGUAUAUUACAGCUACUAUGCCCUACAUAGUGUUAUUGGUGUUGCUGAUUCGAGGUAUCACUCUCCCUGGUGCAAUGAAUGGAAUUAGGGAAUAUAUCCACGUUGACCUGAACAAGCUCAAUAACCUACAAGUAUGGAUUGAUGCAGCUACUCAGAUUUUCUAUUCUCUAGGAGCUGGGUUUGGAGUCCUCAUUGCCUACGCUAGCUACAAUAAAUUUGACAAUAACUGCUACAGGGAUGCUAUCCUGACCAGCACUAUUAAUUGCAUUACCAGUUUCUUCUCAGGGUUUGCCAUCUUCUCAGUACUGGGGUAUAUGGCUAAUCGGCAUGGCGUCGACAUAAAGGAUGUGGCCACUGAAGGAGCUGGACUGGUAUUUAUUAUAUACCCAGAAGCGAUUUCAACUCUACCUGGAUCUACAUUCUUUGCAAUAGUUUUUUUCAUUAUGCUUCUGACCCUUGGGAUUGACAGCUCUAUGGGCGGCAUGGAGGCAGUAAUCACUGGACUCUCAGAUGACUUCAAAAUUCUCAAGAGGAAUAGAAAGGUUUUUACAUUCGCUACAGCAUUUGGGACAUUCCUUGUAGCGCUCUUUUGCAUCACAAAUGGUGGGAUCUAUGUAUUGACCCUGUUGGACAAAUAUGCAGCAGGGACAUCAAUUCUGUUUGCGGUGCUGAUCGAAGCUAUUGGAGUGUCUUGGUUUUAUGGCGUGGACAGAUUUAGUGAAGAUAUUGAACGCAUGAUGGGCUUCAAACCAGGAAUCUACUGGAGACUUUGUUGGAAGUUCAUCAGUCCAGUCUUUCUAUUGUUUGUAGUGAUCGCCAGCAUUGUUACCUCCAGUGAGCUGAGAUACGAUGAGUAUGGUUUCCCUUACUGGUCGAAUGUGGUGGGCUGGUCCAUAGCUUUGUCGUCCAUGCUGUUUGUACCCAUCUAUGCCUUAUACAAAUUCCUUUGUAUGCCAGGCACCUUAAAAGAGAGGAUAGCAUACUGCAUUACUCCAGAACAUGAACACCACAUGGUGACGGAGGGUAAUGUCAGGCAGUUCAAGCUAAGACAUUGGUUAGCCAUCUGAUGAAGGGGUCAGGUGGGGGUGCCCAAUAAAACGCUACUUGAAUGCUGGAAAAGAUUGUGUGUGAAAGAGAAAAGUUUCUGGAAAGGUCUAUUAAUGUACAAAAAGGGUCCCUAUAAGAAAAGGACAGAAUGAAGUUGGAUUUGCGUGUUUCUCAACAACACACUAUACUGCCCAGACUGCUCCAUUUGUGUUCAGUGGUUGACUUGACUUUUUUUAGAUUGUAAGGCAAAAUUAUUGUAAUUGUAUAAUUAAAUUUAUUUUUUAUAAUCCAUGUAUUUUCCACUUUUAUGAUUUUUGAAAUGAACUAAAUUAGUUUGUAAUUAUUUUACUUUGUAAUGUCAUGGCUGUGGGUCACUUUUCAUGAAAAUGUCAACAAAACUGCUACAGGUAUAAUAUCCUCAAUGGCUGGGAAGUUGAGUGCGUGUUUAUGUGGAAUAAGGGUGCGGGGCAUGUUAACUUACACUAUACUGUAUUUCACAGAGUGAGUUGUUGAGGUUUAGGUAACACACUGAAAAAUGGAAACUCCCUUGAUCCAGGAGAUCUUUUACUUGAUAAAAGCAGGCUUUGAGGGUUUUGAGUCAUUGCUGUUUUCGAAUCCAGCUGUGGGUUUUACCAUGUUUUCCAAGAAUGAUUUGGUUUUGCAACAGCUGGGUUUCAUCACGGGUCCACCAAGACUUAUCUCAAGCACAUCUUUCCUUUUUUGACACACCUCACAAAGUAGACGUACACCACUUUGUCAGUGCCUUAUCUAGCCAUACACUUCCUGUCAUUAAGUCACUCAUCCUCAUGAAGAGAGUGCAGGGACACUCUUGUUGGGCAUCUCAUUGAGGAGAGAGCCUUCAGAAUCUAAUGCUAAGGGAACUUCAUGCUUUUAAAAUGAACUAAGAUUCAUUCCCAUGAUCUGCCUCAGAUAGAGUUUUAGAUCUCUUUGCUAUUAUUUUAAUAUUAGGUAAAAGGGAUUUUUUAUUUUUGUUUUGUGAGUUUGCUCAAUGGACCAACAUUAAGCAUUAAGCUUUAGCUAUUGCCUUGACUUCGAGAAACAUUAUUACACAAAAAAUAUUUACUACAUGAUAAAUGCGCUACCUUGCGGCACUGAGCAUUAAAUGUCUUACAUUUUAAAGGGAUAGUUCACCCAAAAUUGAAAAUUCUAUCAUUUACUCACCCUCAGAUUGUUCCAAACCUGUGUAAA